AUGGCUUGCUCUACAUCAGAGAAGGGUGAUCAAGCUGACAUUCCAGGGCCUCUAGGAUGUAAAUAUGACGAUUCUCUUACGGAGCUACAUAUUCAGCUAGUAGUACCAGGUAUCAAGGAGAAAAGUUUCAUGAAAGCUUCAAACACACAAGUUUUUCUCAAAAGCGAUACAACAAGUCUUAGCUGCAACAUAGAGAUAAUAAAAGUCAAUAAACGAACGAAACCUCCGACGAAAACGGUUGUUGAUAGGCGGCAUUACGAGGUAGAGAAGUUUCCUGGCGAGAUAUCCGACGUUUCCUUUCGAUUGAAAAAGAACUGCUGUGUUCUGAUAGUUCGCAAGAAAACGCCUCAGUCUUGGGCGAAUUCGAUGAGUCAGUCUGGGUUCUGA
Messenger RNA from Ostertagia ostertagi, 387 nucleotides. The record is from the annotation of a GenBank genome assembly. Lineage: Eukaryota; Metazoa; Nematoda; Chromadorea; Rhabditida; Trichostrongylidae.